GUGCGAGGGGGCGGGACCGAGUGAUGACGUUACGCCCUCCCAAAAUGACCACGCCCACUUAACCACGCCCACAAACUUGUAUAACACCCGGAGGGCCGCGUGGUUUUUAGGCCGCAAUCAAUCACGUUGCUCCGGGCAGCCCUAAGGAUGCGGCGGGGGCAAGGGAAGCGAAAGGCUGAGGCCACGGAGGUGCCAGGCGUGUCUCGGAGGAGGAAGGAGGAAGAGGAGGCGAUGCAGGAGGCCCGGCGGAGGGCGGCCCCGUCCGUGCGAGAGUUCAAGUACAACAAAAAGCGGGUUCGCCUCGUCUCGCAGGGCUCAGACCUGAAGGAUGAUGCUCGGUGCAUCCUUUACUGGAUGUCUCGGGACCAGCGGGUGCAAGAUAACUGGGCUUUCCUCUAUGCCCAGCGCCUGGCCCUCAAACAGGAGCUGCCUCUGCAUGUCUGCUUCUGCCUGGUGCCCAAAUUCCUGGAUGCCACCAUCCGCCACUAUGGCUUCAUGCUGAAGGGCCUGCGGGAGGUGGCCGAGGAGUGCGCAGAGCUGAACAUCCCCUUCCACUUGCUGCUGGGAUACGCCAAGGAUGUGCUGCCUGCGUUUGUGGUGGAGCAUGGCGUGGGUGGGCUGGUGACAGACUUCUGCCCCCUCCGCCUCCCCCGGCAGUGGGUGGAGGACGUCAAGGAGCGGUUGCCAGAGGAUGUGCCGUUUGCUCAGGUUGAUGCCCACAACAUCGUGCCCUGCUGGGUUGCCUCCCCCAAGCAGGAGUACAGCGCCAGGACUAUCCGGGGCAAGAUCCAUGCUCAGCUCCCCGAGUUCCUCACCGAAUUCCCCCCUGUCAUUCGUCACCCGUACUCCCCAUCCAGCCCAACAGAGCCCAUUGCUUGGGAGGCCUGUUAUUCCAGCUUGCAGGUGGACCGCACCGUGAAGGAGGUGGAGUGGGCGACCCCCGGCACGGCUGCGGGGCUGGCUGUGCUGCAGUCCUUCAUCGCCGAGCGCCUGAAAUCCUUCGGCUCCCACCGGAACGACCCCAACAAGGCAGCGCUCAGCAACCUGUCCCCGUGGUUCCAUUUCGGCCAGGUUUCCACCCAACGAGCCAUCCUGGAGGUGCAGAAGCACCGGGCCAAGUACAAGGAGUCGGUGGACGCGUUUGUGGAGGAGGCUGUGGUGCGACGGGAGCUGGCUGAAAACUUUUGCUACUACAACGAGAACUACGACAGCGUGCAAGGUGCCUACGACUGGGCACAAACCACCCUGAAGCUCCACGCCAAAGACAAGAGACCUUUUCUCUACAAGCUGCAGGAGCUGGAGCAGGGGACCACGCAUGACCCACUCUGGAACGCUGCCCAGCUCCAAAUGGUCCGGGAAGGCAAGAUGCAUGGCUUCCUGCGGAUGUACUGGGCCAAGAAGAUCCUGGAGUGGACCCGCUCUCCCGAGGAGGCCCUCCAGUUUGCCAUCUACCUCAACGACCGCUACGAGCUGGACGGGAGGGACCCCAACGGAUAUGUAGGCAAGCUGCAGGAUGAGGGGCCAUGGUGGGGGAGAGGGUCUUAUCUCUGAUGGCCAAGGCUGCGGCUGCCUCUGGUCCAUCUGUGGCAUACACGACCAAGGCUGGGCAGAGAGGGCCAUCUUCGGGAAGAUCCGCUACAUGAACUACGCCGGCUGCAAGCGCAAGUUCGACGUGGCCCAGUUCGAGCGUCGCUACGCCCCCCGCACGCUCUCCCAGUGACAGGCACAGCGUCCUUCAGCCUGCUCCUGCCCCUCCAUGUGGGGACAGACGUGCCUUUGCCAAGGUGCCCCAGCCAGGGAUCACCCCAGGUACUGGGGGGCGCUCACUGUAACAGCGGCGAGCCAUGGGGUUUUGCAGGUCUUUCCUCUGCCAUCACCCCCUGCUCAAGUUGCUGGGCUGGGGCUGCUGUUGGAGCCCCUCCUGCUACUACAGGUUUGCUGGAAGCUGCAAGAGCCCCUCCUCAGCGUGAAACCAGAAACCUUUUGUACAACCACUGUGCUCAGGAGGAAGCCCAAGUGAUGGUUGUUGCUGCUAACCACAGCUUAGAUUUAGGCUGAGCAUGGCUUUUCCCAGAAAAAGCCCCCAGAAACUGGUUCCUCAGGCUGUGCUGCCCCCAGGGAAGCCCUGCUUUGCUCCAUGUGGAGCUGGCACUGGGCUGGGCUCGUACGUGCUUCCUUCAACAGUUUGUUUUAAAGUUUACAGUUUGUA
This is a messenger RNA of Calidris pugnax (ruff), 2209 nucleotides long. Its product is annotated as deoxyribodipyrimidine photo-lyase-like. The coding region runs from base 148 to 1551 and encodes 467 amino acids. Gene Ontology annotation, molecular function: deoxyribodipyrimidine photo-lyase activity. Lineage: Eukaryota; Metazoa; Chordata; Aves; Charadriiformes; Scolopacidae. Gene Ontology annotation, biological process: photoreactive repair. The record is from RefSeq and is a predicted model, not a curated record. The transcript has 10 exons.